CGUUGGUCCACAUAGCUGUAAAAUGUAUUUUGAUUGGUUAAAUUUGCUGUAUACGCCAUUUUACCGCCAUUUCUGUUCAAAGCGAUAAUGUCAGAAGGCGACGACACCGGGUCUUCUCCGCAAUCGGGGAAGACCGAAGAGAAAAAAACUGAAGAGAAGAAGAUAGAAGAUAAGAAAAGUGGAGAAAAUUCAGUGACUGUUCCUGAGAAAAAGUCUGCUGUUGAUCUAGCAGAGGCUGUGAGAACAGAAAAUGGACAUGGGGACGAGAAAGACGAUGAAAUAAAAGAAAACAAUGUUGAGUCUCCUAAACCUAAAGUUGAGGAUGUGCCUCAGGAGAACAAAGAGGUGAACAAAGACACCGAAAAAGAACCUCUGAAAACAGAGGAGGUAAAAGUGCCCGAAAGUCACGACGACAUGUUGGAAAGUCCAAAUUCCUCGACAAAAGACGUAUCUGGUGAGGAAAAUGCGACUGUGGAUGAGAAGGAUGCCGACCAGGACCAGAGUAAGUCGGAGAAAUCCGAGGUAGACGGGGAUGCCGAGUCCACUCCGAAACCCAAGCAGGUGGUGAAGAGAAAAAAGCGAGGGCCGACGUACUAUUACGAGGAGGUCAAUGAAGGCGAUGAAGAAGCUUUGGGAUCUGUGGAGCGGACGCCGGUUGUUGAAUCGGGGAAGAGGGAAAGGAAGAAGGUGGAAAGACUUUCCAUGUCUACCACUUUCACACCACCCGAGAAGAAAGUGGUGGAAAUACCAGAAGGAAAAGGGAACAAGCUUGGAGAGAGUGAGGCUAUUGAGGUCGAGUUGAAUCGACACCGUAGCAGCGAUCUGAAAUCUCUGCAUAGAAUACUGUUUGGCGUCACAGGAGUUGCGACGCUAGCAAAGAGAAAUAUCCGUCAGUUUACUGGGUUUGCCUUUGAUAAAAAUGACAAGGAAUAUCAGAAGAAAGUUGAUAUACUGAACAAGAUGUUUCUUCCAGUGUUGAAAGAUAUUUGCAAGGUUCUCUGCAUAGAGAGAUCUGGCACGAAGGAAGCCAUCAUUCAACGGAUUAUGGAUUUCCUCCUCUGUCCUCGGAUUAAAGGCAAAGCUAUAACACCAAAAUCGUCACAACCCAGAAAAAAGCGAGCGACGAGGAAAGAAAUGGAGGAGAGGAGAAAACAGGCUGAGAAGGAGGGCAAGACAAAGUCAGAGGAGAAGAGUAGUGAGGAGGAACAGAGUGAGGAGGAGGAGGAGGAAGAAGAAGAAGAAGAAGAGGAGGAGAAGGAGCCAGAGCCUCCAAAAAAGAAGAAAAAAGUAGAAAAGUCAACACCAAAAAAAGCUGAGAAAAAAGAAGAAAAGUCUACGAAAAAAGUGAAACAAAACGAGAAAGAAGAAAAGACCGAGUCGAAGAAGGAGAUGAAGAAGGAAACUAAAAAGGAAACGAAAAAAGAAAAACCUCAAAAGAAAGAAAAAGCAGAAAAGAAAAAACGUGCUGCUGCUGUUGAUGAUGACAGUUCCGAGGAGGAUGAACCACUCGUCAAGAAGAGGAAGGAAGCACCUGGGAAUGACGAACUGAAAGACUUGAUAAAGAAAAUAUUAGACGGUGCUGAUUUAGAACAAGUGACGAUGAAGACUGUUGUUAAGCAGGUGUAUGCAAAGUAUCCAGAUUUUGACUUGACUGAUAGAAAAGAGUUUAUCAAAAAUACAGUUAAACAGAUAAUUUCCUGAAAAAUUCCAGUGUUUGAUUGAAGCAUCACAUAAUAGGAACAGAACCGACUGACAGAACGGCAAGCCUAAACACCUUGACGUGUUGAACGUGGAAGCAUCAACACCAGAUGUAUUUAACUACAAGUGCACGCAUCUAAAACCACAUGCCAGCCACUUCCUUUAAAUAUCGGGUAAUCGACCGUAAACACCAUUCGGAAAAUUGUAUUAAGGGAAUGUCUUGUGCUACAUUGUAACUUGUGGCUUAGUGGUAAAAUAAACAUUGGUUAUCAUUCCAGUAGAUAGGUCUAGAGAAAUUCUCACACACCACCAGGGCUUGAAAUUAGUCUUGGUGUUGUCCAUUUUUAGAAAUGGUAAUAGUUUUAAUUAUAGUAUAUAUGAUAAGGAUCAUGGAAUAACAAGGGCACAUCAGAUCAGAUGAUUGAAAGAGGGAGCAACAUUGGAUGGCACCUUUGUAUAAAAAAACCCCCAAAAACUGACCUAGUGUUGCAGAUAAAUAUAGUUGUGACAUUGACAAAUAUUUUUGUUGGAUGUCAGCUAUUGGUAUAUUACAAUUUUGCUGAAAUUUACAAUUUUAUUUUUAUGGCAAAUUAAUUUGUAUUAGAUUUAAACAUUUAGAAUAUAAUUUAUAUUUGUAAAAUGAUUUUUAGUAAAUUUAUGCGGAACUUUUUUUUAUUAAACAAAUGUAUGCAUAAUGAAUUUGAGUAUGGCCAUGUUUUUAGAUGCGUGCCUGUUUCGUUGUUAAGAUAAUGCCUAAAACUUGUGGUUGUCUGACAACCUGGACUUGUACAUUUCAUGUAACUCUUCUGUAGUGCUGAUCAGUCUCGGUUCCUUUGGACAGCACACAGUUCAGGAAAAACUUACUUUUAGUACAGGUGGUAUUAAGAUUUUAUAUUACAAGUUAACCUCAAAAAUGCUUCUGUUUUCUAAAACCCAAUUGAUCUAGAAACUAAAAAUGGUUAAUGUCAAUAAUGGGGCUCUACAAACUAAUUAUUUUAAUUUCAUCCGAAUGUAAUGUAUAUACUUUAAAAGGAAAUACUGCUAUGCCAAAGUCUCCCAAUGGUAUUUGUAAAAGCCAUUUUAAAAGAAGGUAAUUUUAUUUUAUGAAAUAUACCAUUUUAGUUGUUUAGGUUUGUGCCUGUUUAAUAAUAUUUCCUGGCAUAUUUUUAUAUUUUGAAAGACAUUUUUUUUAACAAUUAAUAAGAAAUAAAAUGUUGCAUCAGGAAACCCCCCAAAAAGUCUUUGAAAGACAUACUAGACUAUAGUAGACUACGGUACCCAUAUUGGACUUUGCCAACAAUAAAACCAGUAAUUUAUGUAAAAAAAAUUGUUGUAAUUUUAUAAAACCAAGUUUUGUUUGUUUGUCCAAGUCUACAUCUCGUAAGUUUGAAAUAUGUUGGUGCCCUUUGUUCUGGGAAUACAGGUCGAUACUGGUAGCUUUGAACUUCUGACGGGGCCCUGUAGCGUCAGACUCGUCAUUGGAACCCCAUAAAUAACUGGUAGCUUCUAAUUUCAUAGAGUCAUCUCAUACAUCAUUUCACAGUCAUGACAUGUCAUAUGCAUGUAUAUUUUUAGCUUACAUAAGCAUUUUGUGCUUUUUUAAAUGUUGUAAACAUUUUCACCCAUGAUUUUAUGAAUAUCCCUCUUUUAUGAAAUGUGUAAUAUAAAUACAGUGGUAAUAAAACUCUUGAAUGGGA
This is a messenger RNA of Gigantopelta aegis, 3395 nucleotides long. RefSeq names its product protein DEK-like. Gene Ontology annotation, biological process: regulation of double-strand break repair; chromatin organization. The transcript has 12 exons. Gene Ontology annotation, molecular function: DNA binding; histone binding. Gene Ontology annotation, cellular component: nucleus. The record is from RefSeq and is a predicted model, not a curated record. NCBI's taxonomy places the organism in Eukaryota, Metazoa, Mollusca, Gastropoda, Neomphalida, Peltospiridae. The coding region runs from base 88 to 1701 and encodes 537 amino acids.